UGGUUUUCUUUUCUUGUUAGUUCAGUUGGGUUUACUUUUACAUAGCUGAUUGUGUUAUCCAUCGUAGAAAUUUGAGAAAAUGGGAUUUAUGUAAACGUUCAUUACAUUUUUCAGUUCUUAACGAUCUAGUAUAAUUCCAUGGUCAUAUAUUUACCAUUUAGAAUCAAUUACUUACGCCAUCUAAACCUUGUAGCUAGUGUUGAAAAUUCCAUUUUAGGGCUGUUCACUACCUGAGUGAAAUGUCUCGACAUGAAGGGGUCAGUUGUGAUUCAUGUCUAAAAGGCAACUUUAGAGGACGACGUUACAAGUGUCUGAUUUGCUAUGAUUACGAUCUGUGCGCAACAUGCUAUGAGGCAGGUGCCACUUCCACCCGCCACACGACAGAGCAUCCAAUGCAAUGCAUUCUCACUCGCUCAGACUUUGAUUUGUACUACGGCGGAGAGGCCCUGACAGUUGAGCAGCCUCAGUCGUUCACUUGUCCGUACUGUGGCAAAAUGGGAUUUACAGAAACAGCUUUGCAAGAGCAUGUCACUUCCGAUCACUCUGAGACUUCGUUUGAAGUGGUAUGCCCCGUGUGUGCUGCCUUGCCUGGGGGUGAACCCAACUUAGUGACUGAUGAUUUUGCUGGACAUCUUACAUUGGAACAUCGCAGUGGUCCGAGGGAUCUCAUAUCCUUCCUGGACGAGCCGUCAGGUUCUAGGCAUGGUGUAAGGAGGAUACCUCACCCUACCAGAGGCGUGGGUGGACCUAGGGCACGAAGAACAAACAUGCAUUUUAGUUCAUCUGGUGGGCUGUCAUCACUGUCGCCAUCGUCUCGUGAGAGUGUUGACCCGAUUGCAGAACUGUUGUCUCAGUUGUCCGGUGUACGACGGACAGCCGCGACAUCAGGCUCCACACCGUCUCAGUUGCAACAACUACAGAUGCAACUGCAGCUGGAGCGCACUCAGGUCAGGGCUGCAAGACAGCAGUUAGAAAGACUGCCGCGGCGUCAGGCGCAAACUGCCAGUGCGGGCGCAACAGCCUCAGCCCCUCCCCACACUAGCCUACCUCCAGACACAUCCUCUGGACAACACUCGUCAGCCACUAGCUCUUCCCAGCUCAUGCUUACAAGAUGUUUAGAGGCCAGUAUGACAGAUGUGGAGCGAGAGACAGUUGAACGGAGUCGGGCAGAUAGAAGUCUCUUUGUACAGGAACUGGUGCUGACAACACUGAGCGAUGUGGCUCGCUCUGAGCAGAAGAUGGUGUGUAAUACUGUGGCCCGAGACUACCCGAGGGGUACAGAGAGUGUGGUACCCAAGCGUCCUCAACCCCGUAGUCGUCCUCAGGCCCCUCCUCCCACCCUACGUCCCACCCCUCGCCAUCACCCCGGCACUGGCACCAUCAGGGAGGUUGUCACUGCACCUCCUCCACCCUCGUACGCCGGAACUGCACGGCGAAAACCUGUACGUCCUGUACAAGCCUCGGAGCCCCCACCCUCCCACUAACGUAUUUACCGUUCCUCUAUUCUAGUCCUCUACCCUCUACAAAUUGUACGGAGGAAUAUUUUCUGUAAUAUUGUAUUUAACUAACCGCUCUGUAUAGAAUCAAAUGGAUACGAUUGACUGUUUAUAUUGGUGAAACAAAUCGACCGAUUCGAUUUGAAUUAUAGUUUGAGUGUGUGUGUGUAUGGUGCGUGGUGCCAGUACAGUCGUGGAGUUGCCUUAGAAGAGAUGAAGCAGCCGUGCGAUCGGAGAUACAAUCCAACAGUUUUGUUUUGAUAUUGGUUCAACCUUACAAACUCUUAAAAUACAAUUGGCCUAUCACAAUGAUUUUUAAUUGUGCAAUCGUGAUAUAAUUUAUUUUCAAAUUGUUUUUACAAAUAAAAUAUAUAAAUAAGUUUUAGAUUGCUUUACCGUUUUCUCUUGUUGGUAUAUUAUGAUGUUGAUUUGUUUAUUAUACGGCCGUAAAGUUGUAGGUAGCUGAUUAUUAAACAACUGCUAAAUUACUGGAAUUACUUUAUAAAUAUAUUU
Molecule: messenger RNA, 2009 nt
Organism: Macrosteles quadrilineatus (aster leafhopper)
Lineage: Eukaryota; Metazoa; Arthropoda; Insecta; Hemiptera; Cicadellidae
Product: E3 ubiquitin-protein ligase KCMF1-like
Exons: 8
Coding region: 240-1484 (414 amino acids)
Biological process (GO): synaptic signaling
Cellular component (GO): plasma membrane
Molecular function (GO): zinc ion binding
Source: RefSeq, a predicted model, not a curated record